AUGGUAACACGAAGACAUUCAAAUAUUGACCUUUGGGUUAAUACUAAUAUGUCUCGACUUGAUCAAGAUGUUCAUUUUAUUCCAAUGGAAAGUGUUUUUCGACGUUUUCAUUCAAAUCAACGCUUUGGUUUAUCAACAGCUUUUGUGCAUGAUGCUCAACUACAUUAUGGUACCAAUCAGAUUACACCACCUCGGUCACAGAAUUAUUUUUGGUUGUUAUUUCAACAAUUAUUCAUGGGUUUUAAUUCAAUUCUUUGGCUUGGUGGUAUUCUUGCUCUUAUUGCCUACCAACCACUUGGUGGAUCGAAUCCAUCAAUUACAAAUUUAGGUCUUGGCAUUGUACUUUUCCUAGUCAUUAUUUGCAAUGCAUUUCUCAAUAUAUAUCAAAAACUCAAAUCGAUUAAAAUAAUAGCAUCAUUUUCAAAAUUAUCACCAACAACUGCUACUGUUCGACGUGAGGGUGUAGAACAACAGAUUCCUACAAAUGAACUUGUUCCAGGUGAUAUUAUUCUAAUACAAAUGGGUGAUGUAUUACCAGCUGAUUGUCGAUUUUUAACUUGUGAAGGACUUAAAGUUAAUUCAGCAGAAUUAACUGGCGAAACAAAACCUAUUACGGUCACAGUUCAUUGCACAAGUCAAAUUUUAAUGGAAUCAACUAAUAUUGGAUUUUAUUCUUCAUUUGUUGAACAAGGCAUGGGUGAAGCAAUAGUUAUUGCAACUGGUGACAAUACUAUUUUGGGUAAAAUGUCAGGAACAACAACAACAAAAGAUAAUUCUAGUAAUGAAACUACUAAUCUACAUCGUGAAGUGAAUCGUUUUGUUUUAUUUGUUCUUGUGGCUGAUAUCAUCAGUAUUUUUAUUCUUUGGAUUACUUGGUUAGGAUGGCUUAAUUAUUCUCAUCCAACUUUUAUUACUUUAACUGGAAAUAUCCUCAAUUCAAUCGGAAUGAUCGUUAGUUUCUUACCUGUAGGUUUACCAUCGGCUAUCACUCUUGGUAAGUAACAUAGAGUAAUGAACAUAUGUUGUAGUUCGUUCGCUUUUUCUAUUCUAGUAUUGGUAAUAGUGGCUAAACGAUUGAGUCAACAGCGAAUAUUAGGAAAAAGUUUACAAAUUGUUGAAAGUUUUAAUUCUGUUUCAGU
Messenger RNA from Adineta steineri, 1139 nucleotides. The record is from the annotation of a GenBank genome assembly. Lineage: Eukaryota; Metazoa; Rotifera; Eurotatoria; Adinetida; Adinetidae.